Molecule: messenger RNA, 456 nt
Organism: Dichotomopilus funicola
Lineage: Eukaryota; Fungi; Ascomycota; Sordariomycetes; Sordariales; Chaetomiaceae
Exons: 4
Coding region: 1-456 (151 amino acids)
Biological process (GO): translation
Cellular component (GO): nucleolus; ribosome; cytosolic small ribosomal subunit
Molecular function (GO): structural constituent of ribosome; small ribosomal subunit rRNA binding
Source: RefSeq, a predicted model, not a curated record
AUGGGUCGUCUUCACAGCAACGGAAAGGGCAUUUCGUCCUCCGCGCUCCCCUACUCGCGCACCGCGCCUGCGUGGCUCAAGACCACCCCCGAGCAGGUCGUCGACCAGAUCUGCAAGCUCGCCAAGAAGGGCGCGACUCCCUCGCAGAUUGGUGUCAUUCUCCGUGACUCCCACGGCGUUGCCCAGGUCAAGAUCGUGACCGGUAACAAGAUUCUCCGGAUCCUGAAGAGCAACGGCCUUGCCCCCGAUAUCCCGGAGGACCUGUACAUGCUCAUCAAGAAGGCUGUCGCCGUCCGCAAGCACCUUGAGCGUAACCGCAAGGACAAGGACUCCAAGUUCCGCCUCAUUCUCAUUGAGUCGCGUAUCCACCGUCUGGCCCGUUACUACAAGACCGUCGGUGUCCUCCCCCCCACCUGGAAGUACGAGUCCUCGACUGCCAGCACUCUCGUCGCCUAA